Musca vetustissima is the source of this 397-nucleotide messenger RNA. RefSeq names its product ejaculatory bulb-specific protein 3-like. The transcript has a single exon. The record is from RefSeq and is a predicted model, not a curated record. Bases 1 to 396 code for a protein of 131 amino acids. Lineage: Eukaryota; Metazoa; Arthropoda; Insecta; Diptera; Muscidae.
AUGAAACUCCUACUCAUCACCGUCGCCGCCGUCUGCUGCUUCGCCAUGGCCACAAUGGCCGAAGAAGAGCAGCAGUACACCAACAAAUACGACAAUGUCGACUAUAAAGAAAUCUUGAAAUCGGAUCGUCUCUUCAACAACUACUACAAAUGUCUGACCGAUGAAGGUAACUGCACUCCCGAUGGCCGUGAAUUGAAAAAGAUUUUGCCCGAUGCCCUGCAAACUGCCUGCUCGAAGUGCAGUGAUAAACAAAAGGCCGCUGCCGAAGAGGUAGCCCGUUUUGUCAUCGAAAACAAACCUGAGGAAUGGAAGGUUUUGCAGGCUAAAUACGAUCCUGAGGGUGUCUUCUAUGCCAAGUACAAGGAUGAAGCUGCCAAGCGUGGCAUUAAGGUCUAAG